AUGGGCCUGCAAGACAAUGAAGCCGAACGCAAGGAACGACUGCCUCACCUGCUGGAAGCCUCUCUCGGCUGCGCCCAUGUGCUGCAGCGGGCUCACCCAACGAUAGCGCACGGCCGCGGUGACGUAAACUCCACGCUGCAGUUACUUUCGUCCGCGGCGACCGUGCUCGUGCUGGCUGAGCUGGAAGCACCCGGCAACAUCGGAAAAGUCCUUGGGCAGAUGCCAAAGGAAGCAGCGUCCGUUCAACUGGACAUCUUCGCGCAUCUGCUGUACUCGAGUCUCAGUCUCAACUUGGGCAGGGAUCGAUCCAACAUUGCAGCGCUGUUCCCCAUCGCUGCCCGAGCCACUGCCUUGUCCCUCUUUGGUGCCGGUGAUCUCCUCACCGUUCACGAUCCGAACGGCGACGGCGCGCAUCUCGCUUCCAUCGUCUUCAUCGUAGCACGUCUUGUGCUCCUCAGCGGCAUCCCUCAGGCUGAAGAAGAGAUUGCGUCGUUCGAGACACUGGAGCUGUUCUGGCGACGAGUGUGGCCUGAAUGGGAGCGCGUUCUGGCCCUCUCCUUGCGUGAGACUUGUAUUAACUCUCCACUUCGCGCCGUUCUUCACUCUGUAUUGCUCGACAUGGUGAUAUUUGUCGGCUCUAUGCGCCCCACCUUGCUUAUCGAGCCGGCGGGAGCGAUCGUUCGAGGAUUGCGAAGUUUGGAAGAGUGGCAGUCAAGCACCGGAAUCAACAAUUCGAGCAGCAAGCUGCCAAAGGCGAUCAAGGCGAUUGAGACAGCUCAGCUCAGCUACGGUGCUGAUACGGAUCGACCGAAACGCGCCACGACCAUCAAGCAGGUUUGGAACGACAUGCUGGCGACGGAGAAGAUCGUUAGUCUUCGAGCGGAGGCUGAACGAGAACGAGAGAAACAGAAACAUGCGUACAAAACCCUAGCUAGAGGUGUAUAG
Molecule: messenger RNA, 945 nt
Organism: Trichosporon asahii var. asahii CBS 2479
Lineage: Eukaryota; Fungi; Basidiomycota; Tremellomycetes; Trichosporonales; Trichosporonaceae
Exons: 2
Coding region: 1-945 (314 amino acids)
Source: RefSeq, a predicted model, not a curated record